This is a messenger RNA of Periconia digitata, 1785 nucleotides long. The record is from the annotation of a GenBank genome assembly. Lineage: Eukaryota; Fungi; Ascomycota; Dothideomycetes; Pleosporales; Periconiaceae.
UUUCAAAUUCCAUCACCACAAUCAAUCGCCAUGGCGUCGAUACCAGUAAUUGUGAAGCAUCAAGGCAAGAAACACGAAAUCGAGGUCGAUCCGAGCUCCGAUGGCGCCACCUUCAAAUAUCAGCUUUUUUCUCUCACUGGAGUCGAACCGGAACGUCAAAAGAUCCUCGUCAAGGGCGGCCAGCUCAAGGAUGACGCCGACAUGUCCAAGCUGGGUCUCAAGCCCAACCAGACCCUCAUGAUGCUGGGCACCCCCUCCGGAGAUAGCGCGAGCAGGAUUGAGAGGCCAAAGGAGAAGAUCAAGUUUCUAGAAGACAUGACCGAGGCCGAGGUUGCGCAGUCGGAGGGCGCCACACCAUCUGGACUGCAGAACCUGGGAAAUACGUGCUACAUGAACUCCACCCUCCAGGCAUUACGUUCCAUUCCUGAGCUUCAGGAUGAGCUUCUCAAAUACUCGGCAGGCAACGCUGGAUCCAGUUCAGCAGAUCAACUCAGCCAACUCGGUCUCGGUGGCCUCGGAUCUUCUCUAGACCUCACAUCUUCCCUGCGCGACCUCUUUAAGCAAAUGUCCGAGACACAGCAAGGCUUCCCACCCCUCAUGUUCCUCAACGCCCUUCGCACCGCCUUCCCCCAGUUCGCGCAAAAGGCAAAAGACGGCCAGGGCUAUGCCCAGCAAGAUGCGGAGGAAGCUUGGUCGCAGGUCGUAUCACAGCUGAGGCAGAAGCUGAAAAUCACCAACGGCGAGGGCUCGAGUUCGGGUGCGGAAUCUGCCAAGGACCAAUCGUUCAUCGACAAGUACCUAGCGGGCAGAUUUGAGUCGGUCAUGGAGUGUGACGAGCCCGCAGCUAAAGAGGGCGGUGAAGAGCCGGUACGCAGCGAAGACGUUUUCCUCAAGCUCAACUGCCACAUCAACGUCGAGACGAACCAUUUGCGCGACGGUCUGGUUGCCGGUUUGAAGGAGCAGAUCGAGAAGCGAUCCGAAGCUUUGGGCCGGGACGCCGUCUACACUAAGACCUCACGCAUCGCGCGUCUACCCAAGUAUCUGACUGUACACUUUGUGCGAUUCGAUUGGCGGAGGGAUACGAGCAAGAAGGCCAAGAUCAUGCGCAAGGUCACAUUUCCGGAGGAACUGGACGCGGUCGAGUUUUGCACGGACGACUUGAAGAAGCUCCUGAUCCCCGUUCGAGACAAGAUUCGCGACAUUCGUAAAGAAGAGGAGGAUGUUGAGCGUGCUCGUAAGCGGCAGCGACGCAUGCGGGCUGGCGAAGAGAACGAUGCAGGACCCAACGUCACCAAGGAGCCUCUCCAGAAGAAGUCGGAGGCGAAAAAGGCCGCCGAAGCCAAAGCUGCGGCUGAAGACGUCGAGAUGGCUGACGUCGAAUACAAGACGGAGGCUCAGAUCGAAGAGGAACGGGCAGCAUCCAUCCGUGCGGCCAAGGAGGAGCUCCUUGCUCUUGUGGAUCAAAAGUUGGGCGCCGACGACGGAGCUAACCAGACUGGUCUGUACGAGUUGAGGGGUGUCAUUACGCAUCAAGGCGCCAGCGCAGACAGUGGGCACUACACGUCUUUCAUUAAGAAGCAGGGCACCAAGGAUCCUGUAACUGGAAAGAGAAAGGCCGAGGAUGGCAAGUGGUGGUGGUUCAACGACGACAAGGUAUCUGAAGUAGACGCCGAGAGGAUUCAGACCCUAUCUGGAGGAGGCCAGAGUCACUCUGCUCUUAUCUGCUUGUACAAGGCUGUUCCCCUCAGCACCAUCGAGGAUGAGGACGCGGCGAAGCAAGCAUAG